AUGGAAGCCUUCCACGAUGGUGAGGCUUCGAUGGAGGUCCUAGUUAUUGAAUUCGGUCGAGCAGGUACAGAAUCUCUAAAGGAUGCUUUGUUAACACUCGAUUGCCCUCACACUUAUCAUACCUUUGAUGCUAUAUAUGCGAGCCCACAAGAUUCCAAAGCAUGGCUAAGAGCACUUAAAGCCAAAUGCAAUGGUAAGAAGUUUGACCCAGAGAAUUUUCAAGUCAUUCUUGAGCGUUACCAGGCUGCAGCGGACAGUUCAGCAAUAAAGAGCGUUGCUGAGAUGAUUCAAAACCACCCCAAAGCGAAAGUAAUUUUGACAGUCGGGGAUCUCAGAGAUGGAGACUCAUGGCAUAGAUCCUUCGUGAAUGCCCUUCAGACAGCAGAAAGUAGCAUGGGAUCGGUAGUAUUGGGAUGCACUGCCAGAGCGCGGGGGAGCCACAGGGAUCAUUCCACAUUUCAAAAACUGGACGACACGAUAUACGAUGGCGAAUGGGAGAAGGACGGGCCAGAGGGCUUUGAGCAAUACUAUCAACGUGCCCAAUCUUUAGUUCCGUCUGAAAAUCUGCUCAAAUAUCACGUCAAUGAAGGGUGGGAGCCGCUCUGUACGUUUUUGGACAAACCAAUUCCUCCAGGGCCGGUUCCGAAUAUCACCCAAAGUACCAGGUUUAGAGAGAAACUCCGUACUCGCAAGCUUGGGAUCUCCCGUUCUGGGUUGAAGAAAUUUCUCGACAUUGCAACUCACAUUGUAAUAGCAAUGUCGUUGGUGACGGCGGCAACGACAGGACUAUCCCUAUCCCAGCUGGCAUACUAG
Messenger RNA from Ophidiomyces ophidiicola, 813 nucleotides. RefSeq lists its product as uncharacterized. Lineage: Eukaryota; Fungi; Ascomycota; Eurotiomycetes; Onygenales; Onygenaceae. The transcript has 4 exons. The record is from RefSeq and is a predicted model, not a curated record. Bases 1 to 813 code for a protein of 270 amino acids.